This is a messenger RNA of Acanthoscelides obtectus, 866 nucleotides long. NCBI's taxonomy places the organism in Eukaryota, Metazoa, Arthropoda, Insecta, Coleoptera, Chrysomelidae. The record is from the annotation of a GenBank genome assembly.
GUCUAACCGAACGUUACGCUCUAAUCAGAUAAGAAAUAUAAUCGCUUUUUUCUAUGCACAUCGAAAGAAAGUGGAAGUAAAUUGUCCAAGAGACACCGGAAACUGUUCAGUUCCGUAUAUAAAUUGGUUUUGUCGCCGUUACCGGCUCAGUUUGUUGCGAAACACCACCUAAUCCGGAACACGUGUACAUGGAACAUGAAGUCAUUCGCCAGUAUAGUUGCAAUUUGCUGCCUAGCAUCAGCAAAGGCACUUCCAAGUAUCGGCCAUCACCAUCACCAGCUUCAAGGAGUACCUGACCUCCAACAGUUCGCUGCAAUCAAGUACCCGCACUUCAUGCUCAUACACCUCGGGGAGUACUCCAAGGGUCAUGUACCUGGGCCUGAGAUCCACGAGACCAAACAUAUUACGGUCAAGGAACCUCAACCUUAUCCAGUGCAUAUCCCCGUCCCGCACCCUUACCCAGUCCCAAUUCACAAGCCAUAUCCCGUGGUAGAGACCAAAUACAUCAAGGUACCCCACGCAGUACCUUACGAAGUGGUCAAGAAGGUGCCAGUUCCUAUUGAAGUGCCAAAGCCAUAUCCAGUGGAAGUACCGGUCCAUGGACAUGGUUGGGAUCAAAAUGAUGCUGGAACUGGCAAUGUUGCUAUCACGGCGAAGCAAGAUGUUGAGAAUGAUUUUGGAGGUGAGCAGCAGCAAUUGACCUCAAGUGAUGAAAAUGGUGAGUUAGAGCACAAGUGAUUUCUCAUUAUUGGCGAAGAAGCUCUACGUGCAUGUUUCAGAAACAUUGCGAAAAUACAAUGUUUAGUGAACAUGCAGACUGACUUACCUGUUCCAUAUACGUGUGUGAUGUUCCCUAGGUUUAGCGG